This is a messenger RNA of Cylicostephanus goldi, 482 nucleotides long. Lineage: Eukaryota; Metazoa; Nematoda; Chromadorea; Rhabditida; Strongylidae. The record is from the annotation of a GenBank genome assembly.
AUGAAAUCGGAUCUUGAAAAAUUCUUGUAUCAUUUACGAAUAGAAGCACAAGUCUACGUUAUUGAAAUGGAUCAUGUAUGUUUUCAGCCUGACUCUGACAUCUCCGAUUAUACUUACGAGAGAACAUUGAAAAUGGAAGAAAGAACAAAACUCCUAAAGAGUUUGAAUAAAGCUGACAGAGAAAAAGAUUUGCAGUCACAUAUCGAAGAUGUUGUAAGAGAAAGAAAACUCAGCAAGAUUAAUGAGGAAGAAGUGAUUCUUCCUCUUGAGAAGACCCUCGAAGUUGUGGCAGAAGAGCAAGAUACUGAGGAGAAGAAAACGGCUAAAAUAGAGCAUAAAGGAGUGCGCUUUAGUGAUGAGGAGCUGAAUGAUGUAAGUUUUGCAUGCUCGCAUCUUUCUAACUCAGUUGUGUACUGCACAAUACGCGCUGUAUGCCACGGCAGUGUGCUUAACCAUUCCCAUUAUUUAUUUCCUAGAUAGUA